AUGCUCCCGUUGGAAACAAUCGGACCUUUGCCAUCUUGUAUUCAUUUAUUUUGCUGUUGGGUUGGGCACCAGGCUGUGACAGCGGCCACAAAGGCUCAGCGUGACUGGGCGCGGGUCCCUGUCAAGGAGCGUGCCCAAAAGCUCAAGCGCUGGUAUCAUUUGAUCAUGGACAACGAGGACUACCUGGCUCGGCUCAUGACCACGGAGCAAGGCAAGCCGCUGGCCGAGGCCCGCGGCGAGGUGGCCUAUGCGGCCUCUUUUGUGGAUUGGUUUGCCGAGGAGGCGUUGCGGCAGUAUGGUGAUACACAUCCACCAGGUGCUGGCAACGAGCGCAUUUACACCAUUCAUCAACCUGUGGGCGUGUGCGCAUGCAUCACGCCUUGGAAUUUCCCCUUGGCAAUGUUAACUCGCAAGGCAGGACCAGCCUUGGCUGCGGGCUGUGCUAUGCUUGCCAAACCCGCCGCAGCUACGCCGCUGAGUGCUCAAGCAAUUAGCGCGUUGGCUUAUGAGGCCGGCAUACCCGAGGCCCUGUUUCCCGUCCUCACUUGUGAUCAUGAACACUCUUCUGCCAUUGGCGAGGAGCUCACAACUAACCCAGCAGUGCGGAAAAUUUCCUUCACUGGCUCUACGCAUGUUGGUAGCAUCCUCAUGAAACAGGCUGCCGGUACGAUCAAGCGCACCAGCAUGGAGCUUGGAGGCAACGCUCCCUUUAUCGUCAUGGAUGAUGCCGACAUCCCUGCUGCAGUCGAUGGAGCCAUCAAAUCCAAGUUUCGUAACUCGGGUCAGACGUGCAUUUGUGCCAACCGUUUCUUCGUUCAGGAUGCUGUACAUGAUCGCUUUGUCCAGCUUUUGCACGACGCAAUGCGCGAGCAAUUGAAGCUAGGCAACGGGCUUGAAGACGGUGUCACGCAGGGCCCAUUGAUCGAUGAAAGUGCUGUUCAAAAGGUUGAAGAGCUGGUCCAAGAUGCCCUUGACAAGGGUGCAACGUUGGUGGCCGGUGGGCGUCGCGUUGAACCCAACGCCUGGUUUUUCGAGCCGACUCUUUUGACUGACGUGUCAAGCGAAAUGAAGAUUGCCCAAGGGGAGAUCUUUGGUCCCGUUGCUGCCAUCCAGCGAUUUAGCACCGAGGAGGAGGCGCUGCAGCGCGCAAACUCUACCGAGCUGGGACUGGCCAGUUAUCUCUUUACCAAAGACAUUGACCGAGUUUAUCGGAUGAGUGAAGGUUUGGAGUUUGGUAUGGUCGGUGUCAACACGGGUCUGAUUAGCAACGCAGGCGCACCCUUUGGCGGCGUCAAGCAAGCAGGUGUGGGUCGCGAGGGUGGCUCGCAUGGGUUGCACGAAUACACUGAGGUGAAAUACAUCAACCUCAAGCUCGGUCAGCAGUAGCAUCUCUGCCACAUCUGCAAACCCUCUUCAUGACCCCUGGAAGUGCAAACGGGGCCAUCUGUUUUCGUUUCGAGAGGCAGGUUUUGUGCGCUGCUACUGGUCAAUUGACGUCCAACAUUUG
This is a messenger RNA of Monosiga brevicollis MX1, 1507 nucleotides long. RefSeq lists its product as uncharacterized. The record is from RefSeq and is a predicted model, not a curated record. The coding region runs from base 1 to 1386 and encodes 461 amino acids. NCBI's taxonomy places the organism in Eukaryota, Choanoflagellata, Craspedida, Salpingoecidae. Gene Ontology annotation, molecular function: succinate-semialdehyde dehydrogenase (NAD+) activity. The transcript has 13 exons.